AUGGGAGCGGCACGUGUUAAACGCCGUUUCAGUGCAGUGGUGGACGGGCCAGUAGAGGAAGAGGAGGUCAUGAGGCUGGCACAGAGUGCUGCAGACACGGCUAGGGCAGGGGGGAGCCCAACAGGGUCAGGAACCCCAAGCAGCCCCUCCCCGACCCAUGCCCUGAAUGGCAAAACUCUACCGCUCCAGAGCAACACCAACAAUGCACGGAGGCAGAGUGCUAUUGGAGAGUCAGUUGGGGGAGAUGCAGGAGAAGGCGGGGUGAGAGCAGGAGGAACGUGCUCUGAGAUACGGAGUGGAAGAGGCAAUAAUGUAGGAGGAAGAGGGAAAAGCCGGUCAUCAUCGGAUCAGGGGUCUCUCUCUUCCCCCUCCACUACCAGCCGUCGGCGCAACAGGCGCUCAGGCCGCCGGCCCCGGCAACGCUUUGUGGGCAAGGACGGACGCUGCAACGUCACCUUCGUCAACAUGAGCGAGAGGGGCCAGCGUUACCUCAGCGACCUUUUUACCACCUGUGUGGACAUUCGCUGGCGCUGGAUGCUGGUCAUCUUCACCCUCUCCUUUCUUCUCUCCUGGCUGCUCUUUGGAUUUGCUUUCUGGCUCAUUGCCUCCGCACAUGGGGACUUCUCCAUUCGGCUUACCCCAAGCUCAGGAUCCUCUCCGGUGUCAGGAGAGGCAGAGUCUGGUGUAGAGUCUAAUAGAAAGGCAGUGGUUGAGGAGCCCUGCUUCCUCCAGGUGAACAGCUUCAUGGCGGCCUUUUUAUUCUCGUUAGAGACACAGACAUCCAUCGGUUACGGAUUUAGAAGCGUGACUGAAGAAUGUCCCCUGGCGGUGAUGGCGGUCGUUUUGCAGUGCAUUGUGGGCUGCAUUAUUGACGCCUUCAUCAUCGGGGCAGUCAUGGCAAAGAUUGCCAAGCCCAAGAAGCGCAACGAGACAUUGGUGUUCUCUGACACAGCUGUCGUGGCGCUAAGGGACGGAAAGCUCUGCAUGAUGUGGAGAGUUGGAAACCUACGCAAGAGCCACCUGGUAGAGGCACAUGUACGAGCACAACUGCUGAAGUCCAGAGUGACAGAAGAGGGAGAGUUCCUCCCACUGGACAAUGCCGACAUCAAUGUGGGUUUUGACACUGGAACAGACCGCAUCUUCUUGGUCUCUCCAGUGACAAUUGUCCAUGAAAUCAACGAUGAAUCACCCUUCUUCGAAAUCGACCGAAAGACCUUGGAGAAUGACUCCGAGUUGGAGGUGGUGGUCAUACUUGAGGGCAUGGUGGAGGCCACUGCCAUGACUACACAGUGCCGUAGCUCCUAUCUGGCUUCUGAAAUCCUCUGGGGACAUCGAUUUGAACCAGUGCUCUUCGAGAGGAAAGACUGCUACCAGGUGGACUACUCGUUCUUCCAUCGAACUUAUGAAAUUCCAAACACACCAUCAUGCAGCGCUAAAGAGCUGGCUGAGCAGAAAUACAUUGAAAGCUCACACUCAUCAUUCUGCUAUGAGAAUGAAGUGGCUUUGGAACUUGUGUCCCCUAAUGAAGGGCCUGACCAAGAUCCUGAGAGGCCUUCCCCACCAACACGAAAACCCUCCCUGGCAGAUCAUCUCCACUACAACUGAAAGUGGGGGGAGGAGGCUUUAAGAGUAAAGAGAUAUGAAGUUAAUCAGUUAAGCUGACAGACAGGCAUAAAGAGAGGGAUAGAAAGGUAGGAAAGGGCUGACAGGUUUAAAAAAUGGGUAGUGCAUGACUAUGCCAGUGUCAGGAUUAAGGACAGGAAGAAGUUAACUGUGAUUAUAGCAAAAAAAAAAGAGAAAAUUGGGAGCAAGU
Molecule: messenger RNA, 1813 nt
Organism: Labrus bergylta (ballan wrasse)
Lineage: Eukaryota; Metazoa; Chordata; Actinopteri; Labriformes; Labridae
Gene: kcnj14
Product: potassium inwardly rectifying channel subfamily J member 14
Biological process (GO): potassium ion import across plasma membrane; regulation of monoatomic ion transmembrane transport
Cellular component (GO): plasma membrane
Molecular function (GO): inward rectifier potassium channel activity
Source: RefSeq, a predicted model, not a curated record